Messenger RNA from Papaver somniferum (opium poppy), 1035 nucleotides. Its product is annotated as endo-1,3;1,4-beta-D-glucanase-like. Lineage: Eukaryota; Viridiplantae; Streptophyta; Magnoliopsida; Ranunculales; Papaveraceae. The transcript has 7 exons. The record is from RefSeq and is a predicted model, not a curated record. The coding region runs from base 137 to 877 and encodes 246 amino acids. Gene Ontology annotation, molecular function: hydrolase activity.
UUUCACUUGCAUAAUUUGGGUCAACAUUCAACGAACACAUAAAAGUCAACGACUACCAAGAUUGUAGUGACUUGUCUGAUAACUUCUCUGUUCGUUUUGAAGCAGAAAAGUAUACUUAGAGAGUAGUGAGAGAAAGAUGGUGGGAUCACAGUGUUGUGAGAAUCCACCAGAUCUUAGUUUAAGUUCAGGAAUUGGAUGUGUUGAAGAUGUUGGAGGUCUUGAAAGCUAUAUUACUGGUUCUUUGAGUUCAAAGCAUGGAAUUAUUCUUGUUUCUGAUGUUUUUGGAUUUGAAGCACCUAACUUAAGGAAGCUGGCAGACAAAGUAGCAGCGGCUGGAUACUAUGUUGUGGUUCCUAAUUUCUUACAUGGGGAUCCUUUUACUCCUGGACAAUCUCUGAUGACAUGGUAUAUGUCUCAUCUAGCGGAGGAUGCAGCUGAAGAAGCUAGACCGGUAAUGGAAGCUCUAAGAAGCAAGGGCAUUUCUGCAAUUGGAGCCGCAGGGAUCUGCUGGGGUGCAAAGGUACUCGUGGAACUAUCGAAGUUAGCUGAUCUUAAAGCUAUAGUGAUGCUCCAUCCUUCACUCGUUACUGUCGAUGAUAUUGAGGAAAUCAAGGUACCUGUUUCAAUACUGGGAGCUGAAAUCGACCAUAUUUCUCCACCGGAACUUGUGAAAGAAUUUGAAGAAGUUUUAUCAACUAAAGCUGAGGUGGAUAGCUUUGUGAAGAUAUUUAAUGGGGUUAGACAUGGAUGGACUGUGAGAUACAACAUAAAAAAUGAAGAAGCAGUGAAGCGUGCAGAGGAAGCUCAUAAUGACAUGUUAGAGUGGUUCUUUAAGCAUGUGAGGAGUUUUUGUGUUUGCCGUAAAAGUGCUUUGUAGCUACUAUUGUAAGUCAGGGUUGAUAAUGGUGGUAUUAGGCCAGACCAGAGUGUACAUGCUUAAGGUCUUAUAGGGCCAUUGCAUGCCAAAAGGUAAAUAAAACCAGAUUGUUGUUCCAGAUCAAAGUCUUCUAUUUAAGCACUCAGAGCUUUUUCCCA